This is a messenger RNA of Penaeus chinensis, 2696 nucleotides long. RefSeq names its product papilin-like. NCBI's taxonomy places the organism in Eukaryota, Metazoa, Arthropoda, Malacostraca, Decapoda, Penaeidae. Gene Ontology annotation, molecular function: serine-type endopeptidase inhibitor activity. Bases 359 to 2281 code for a protein of 640 amino acids. The transcript is spliced from 15 exons. The record is from RefSeq and is a predicted model, not a curated record.
GAGUGACACUUCUUCCCUUCGGAGCCACUCGUUCCCUCUUUGGGAGGAAGGACUCGCUUGUCGUGAGGGGCUCGGGAGACGGAGGCCGAGGCGGGAAUCAGCCUUGGACCCCAGCCCUCACCUCGACGCAACGCAGGGUGACAAAAGAGGGCGCUGUUGUUGUGUCCCCUGGAUACCCCGUACUUACCUUAAGACGGACGCUUAAUGAAACAGGCGCCUGUCUCACCAAAGCUCUGCAUAUCACAGGAGGCACAAGCAAAGGUGCUCACUUUCGAGGGAGAGGGAGGACUGGUGGAGACCAGCCUGCUGCGAAUACUCCUCCAGAGAGACUCCUCACCUGCCUGUCCUCAGCCCUACAAUGAGAUCUACUCUGCACGACGCCGCCUUCGCCCGCUCAACUGCAGGCCUAUUUGAUGCCAGACCGUGGCAGCGCUUGCUCUUCGCUACCCUUCUGGCGGCUCUUGCGGGUUUAGCAGACGUCGAAGCCGAAGAGUCGAGUCCUGUCAACGGCUUCGGCUUGUCAGGUUGGCUUGGCACCGCCUCUGGCAACGCAUUCGCAGAAGCCUCGCCGGGGACCGCGUCGAGGGCAGGGUCCGCCAGAGGGCGAGGCGGGCCUACGGCGACGGGGGAACUCGGGUAUGGACGCCUGGAAGCUUUCUGGGCUGCGGUGUGGGGGUUAUCAAGCGUCGAAACUGAAGAGUCCGGUCUUGAAUCGUCUGGCCACGGCUUCGGCUCCACAGAUUGGCUUGGCUCCGGCUCCGGCAACACAUUCGGAGAAGAUACGAAGGAGGAGCAGAAAGAGACCCCCCCUGACUGCCUCUCGACCCCCUUCGGAUGCUGCGCCGACACCUUCACCGCCGCCCACGGGGAGCACGACGAGGGCUGCUGCCUGACCACCGAGUUCGGAUGCUGCCCCGAUAAUCUCGGCGUGGCCGCGGGGCCCGCGUUCCAAGGUUGUGGCUGCGAAUUCAGCCUCUACGGCUGCUGUCCGGAUAAGGAGACGGUCGCCCAGGGGCCGGCCCACGAGGGGUGCGGGUGCCAGUACACGGCGCAUGGCUGCUGUCCGGAUAAGGAGACUCCUGCGGGCAGUCCGGACCAGGAGGAGAGAUGCCCGUGCCACACCUUCCCGUUCGGAUGUUGUCCGGACGGGCUGGGCAUCGCCCGGGGGCCCAGUGGCCAAGGCUGCAGCUGCCAGCACUCCCUUCACGGCUGCUGCCCCGACGGAGCGACGCCCGCCAGCGGUCCUAGUCUAGGAGGCUGCGGGUGCAAAGCUUCCCAGUUCGGCUGCUGCCCGGACGGCGUCACGGAGGCUUCCGGGAAGUUCCUCAGUGGUUGUGAAGAGGCACCGGGGGAGCUGCGGAUCCCCGGAGAGGUGUGCGGUCUACCCAAAGACCGCGGUCCAUGCGUCAACUUCACAGUUAAAUGGUUCUUCGACGUGGAGUUCGGAGACUGCAGUCGCUUCUGGUACGGGGGCUGUGAAGGGAACCUCAACCGGUUCGGCUCCCGGGAGGAGUGUGCUGCCGCCUGCGUCGAUCCCGAGGGAGAGGAAGCCUGCCGCCUUCCCCGCGCGAUAGGGCCCUGUUCCGGCUCCAAGCCGUCCUGGUACCAUGACACCAACGUCGGAGCCUGCAGGUUCUUCGAGUAUGGCGGCUGCUUAGGAAACAGCAACAGGUUUGCAGACAAACAGACUUGCGAAGAGAAGUGCGAGAGUACUGAGUCUUGCUUCCUGCCCCAAGACUCAGGACCCUGCACGGACCACCAGGUGCGCUGGUACUACGAGAGCACAAGCGGCGUCUGCAGGCCGUUCCUCUACGGGGGCUGCCAUGGCAACGGGAACCGCUUCUUCAGCAGGGCGAGCUGCGAGCGCCGCUGCGGGACGGGCGUGGACCUGUGUGAGUUGCCCUUAGUCGCGGGCUCCUGCAGCGGCAGCUUCAGGCAGUACUUCUACGACAGAGAGAGCGACGAGUGCUUCGAAUUCUCCUACGGAGGCUGUGCAGGAAACAAGAACAGGUUCGACUCCCUCCGCCUGUGCCAGCAGCGUUGCAGGAAGAGAGGAUCGCCGACGACAACCUCGGCCCCGGAGGAUCGCUCGACUAAAAGAGUGGAGGGUGUCUCCGUCCACCCCAGCUGCACAGACAACCCCUUCUUCGAGAAUUGCAAGAUGAUCGUGCGAGCGAGGUACUGCAGGCACAAGUACUACUCAAAGUUCUGUUGCAGAUCCUGCACGUUAGCGGGGCAACUACCGUCUGCCAGGCCGCGUCUGGAGUAUGUCAAGAAGUAGAUCGGCCGAUGACGGGAAGGAAAUGAAUGAGAAUGAGAGUUGAAUGUGCGCGUGCGAGACGAGUAGCCCCGCCCGAAGCCUGAGCUCAAAAAGGCCUCUGAAAAUUCGGAUUCUCAACGCGGCUCCGCUGUUCGAAAUCAAGCAGAGUGGGUCACGCUUCCCUCUGCCGCCUCUAAAGCAGUCUUUCUAGAUCUCAACGCCGUUUGAAGCAGCUGUGGAAAGAGCUCUCUUUUGUGGGAAAGACAUCCUACGCCCUACGUAAAGAGGUCUUUCAAAUUCUGAUUUUGGAAACCUUUCUUAUAAUGCAGCCAAGUUCUGUCACAAGAAUUUCAGCAGAAAGUUCACGAUUUUCCUUUCUCCCUGAGUGUGUGUGUGUGUGUGUGUGUGUGUGUGUGUGUGUGUGUGUGUGUUUGUG